AUGCUUAUAUUCUCGGCUUUCAAGACCCUCACAGGGCAGCAGGUCACCAUUGAACUCAAGAACGACCUCGCCAUUCAGGGCACACUUAAAAGUGUUGAUCAGUUCUUGAACUUCAAGGUCGACAAUAUCCGCGUUCUUAAUGAAGCGAAACACCCUCACAUGAUGGCCGUCAAGUCAGCAUUCAUUCGAGGCUCAGUCGUUCGAUACGUCCACAUCCCAGCUGCUGCCGUCGACACACAACUGCUCGAAGACGCAACAAGGAGAGAGGCCGCGUCGCAGGCCAAACGCUAA
Ustilago hordei is the source of this 291-nucleotide messenger RNA. RefSeq lists its product as uncharacterized. The record is from RefSeq and is a predicted model, not a curated record. Lineage: Eukaryota; Fungi; Basidiomycota; Ustilaginomycetes; Ustilaginales; Ustilaginaceae. Gene Ontology annotation, cellular component: U4/U6 x U5 tri-snRNP complex; Lsm1-7-Pat1 complex; U6 snRNP. The transcript has 5 exons. Gene Ontology annotation, biological process: mRNA splicing, via spliceosome. Gene Ontology annotation, molecular function: RNA binding. The coding region runs from base 1 to 291 and encodes 96 amino acids.